Molecule: messenger RNA, 1020 nt
Organism: Caenorhabditis elegans
Lineage: Eukaryota; Metazoa; Nematoda; Chromadorea; Rhabditida; Rhabditidae
Gene: col-44
Product: Nematode cuticle collagen N-terminal domain-containing protein
Exons: 2
Coding region: 24-938 (304 amino acids)
Molecular function (GO): structural constituent of cuticle
Source: RefSeq, marked reviewed
GGUGCUGUGGCUCUAAAAAUAUAAUGGAGUGUCCAACUGAUCUUCGUCUAAAAGCUUAUCGUCUUAUUGCGUACUCAGCUGUCGGAUUUUCAAUCACCGCUGCUGUUUCACUAUGCUUGGUUCUUCCGCUCAUAUUCUCUUAUGUGCAAAACACGAAGACUCAACUUAAAAAAGAUUCUUUGUACUGCAAGACUUCUGUGCAAGAUAUGUGGGCCGAAAUCAACAAUGAGGUUCACGAAAUCACAGUGAACAGAACUGCAAGACAGGCUGGAUACACUUCGGGAGGAGGAGCCGACGCUGGUGCUGGUGCUUCAAGCGGCGGUCAAUGUGAAGGAUGCUGCAAUCCAGGUCCACCAGGAGUUGCUGGUAACCCUGGAAAGCCUGGAAAACCAGGAAAGCCAGGAGCACCAGGAAACCCGGGUGCACCAGGAAAAGGAGCAGCUGUUCCAUGCGAAGCCAAGACUCCACCGCCAUGCAAGCCAUGCCCAGCAGGACCACCAGGACCACCAGGACCAGACGGACCAGCUGGACCAGCAGGACCAGACGGAGAAGCCGGUUCACCAGCCGCACCAUCCCCACCAGGACCACCAGGACCAUCAGGACCUGCAGGGCCUGCAGGAAACGACGGAGCCGCCGGAACUCCAGGACCAGAUGGGCCAGCUGGAGAGAGCACCUAUCCAGAGCCAGCAGCACCGGGACCAGCCGGACCACCAGGACCUGCUGGACCACCGGGACCAGAUGGAGCCAGUCCAACCGCUGCCCCAGGAGCUGCCGGACCACCAGGACCACCAGGACCAGCUGGAGCUCCAGGACCAGACGGAAACCCAGGAACAGCAGGACCACCAGGAAAAGCUGGAGGCGAAGGAGAAAAGGGAAUCUGCCCCAAGUACUGCGCCAUCGACGGAGGAAUCUUCUUCGAGGACGGAACACGGCGCUAAUUCCUUAUUUUUUAACAUUAAAUAUUUCGCAAUCGACUUUUUGUAUGUCUUGCCAAUAAAUUUAGAACAUUUCAAAUUCCAU